Molecule: messenger RNA, 4089 nt
Organism: Suillus subaureus
Lineage: Eukaryota; Fungi; Basidiomycota; Agaricomycetes; Boletales; Suillaceae
Product: ER-golgi trafficking TRAPP I complex 85 kDa subunit-domain-containing protein
Exons: 18
Coding region: 95-4051 (1318 amino acids)
Biological process (GO): endoplasmic reticulum to Golgi vesicle-mediated transport; protein localization to phagophore assembly site
Cellular component (GO): phagophore assembly site; TRAPPIII protein complex; cytoplasmic vesicle
Source: RefSeq, a predicted model, not a curated record
CUUUGUGUCUUACCAUUACGCCGAGGAAAGAUUCAGAAAGUGUCAGUUAAAGGUAGCUUCGCAUCUUGGAGAGCAACGUGCACGAGCAAAUUUCAUGGCUAGGGUGCUGCCUUCAUCGCUGACCCCUCACAUAUGCAUCCUUCCUUCUCAAGACCUUGAAGAGCUCCUUCAGUCUUCUGCUCUACCUUCCCUCCAUCAUAUAUUACAGUCCUUUUCCCCAUUACCACAAGUCACAACUCGCACUACUACUUUGACCACUGUACCCCAUGCAUCAUUUGCACUUCGCUUUUCUGACUUGACGGAAAUCGAGGCCGCUUGUCGCGAAGAUGAGGAACAACGCGCCACACGAACUAUUGACUGGAUUGGUGACCGUAUCAGCAAACGCUGCGCCAAAUGGGUAGAUGAUUUUGAAAAGAUGAACGAUCGAGAUGUUGCAAGAACACCUUGGUGGGAUGAAUUGAGACGUUGUGCCGAAGGAGAUCACAUCCCGGCUAGAGAUGAGGGGUGGAACCAUCCAAUGUCAAUAAUACUAGCAGUCUCUACUACAGCCCCAAAUCCGUUGCAAGCAAUCACGGCCUUACAUUCCCAAAUACUAGACUUUCCAUCAUGGGUAGACGUCACACAUCUCAUUUACACCCUUAUAAUUCAUCCCAAGAACUCUCCGCUCUCUGAUGAAGAAGCAGGCGCACUCUUCAACGCUGUUAAGAAACAAUAUGGUCUACACACUUACCUUCUCUCUCUUGAGCUUCCAUCCCCUCCUCCACCACCCGUAUCUAUUCCAGCACUUGUUCCUCGAUUACCGCCACCUACUAUUUCCAAUGGUUCUGCCGAUGCCGUGCGCCCUGACCUAAAGACCGCACAGACGGUCCCAUUGAAUACUCUCAGAAUGUCUGAACAAGACAUCCAACAAACUGCCAGAUUUGCACGAGAAUUCGUCAUCAUGAACUUGGUUCCAUGGAUGGAGAAAUGUGUGAUAGAAUGGAACGAGACAUAUUCCUCGAGCCGAAGACUACCGUUACGCUUGUUUUCGUCAACGCGUCGGCUUUUUGGAACUUCGUCUGCAACCCCAGUACACUCCUCUUCACCUUCUCUGCACACACGUUCGAGCACAUACACCGCACCUCAGUCCUCACUAUCUGGUUCCACCAUCCCUCCACCAUCCCAGCAACGACGCUUAGCUGAGUUUGCAACAAUCCUUGGUGACUUCAAACUAGCAGUUGCUGUCUGGGAAUCACUGCGGAAGGAAGGGAAGGGAGGCUCCGAUAUCCUCCCUUUGCUCAUUGCUCCCUCGCCAGCCGUGCAGCUCCACGCCUCUCAUGCUUUGAAUACCAUCUACCCCCAAAACGCCGAGCUUCAUUCACAUACACAAUUACGCGCCUUGCAAUAUGCUGUGCGAUGGGAAUCGACACUCACCAUUGGCGACUUUCUAAGUGAUACCCUCGAGGGUGAGCGAUGGCUUGUCUGGGCUGCAGGCAACGCAGAAGAACCACCAGCAGCCCUCUUGUUAGCUCAUGCUGCACUCCUCAGUGUUCGAAAGAAUGCAAGACGGCGAGCAGCGCUGUGGUAUUUCUUCGCUGCAAACCGCCUGGAGAAAUGUGGUAUUAAACCGUUAACUAUGUAUUUCCUUCGGAGGGCCCAUGAAUUAUCCCUCUCCCGACCGGAAAAACUCUUGUCGCCAUCAUUCUGGAUGUCCGAAAACAGACAACCAUCAGACUUUGAAGGCUUUGAUGCUAUCAUGUCCGGUAUUGAGCAUCCACUUGGAAGAUUGCUAUAUACAACUGGGGACGCACCAGGCGCUGUGCGGCACUUUUUGGGUCUCUUGCGGUGGUCUUCAGCAUCGUCCUCUCCACUCGCUCAGCUCUCCAGUCAUACCGUGGACAUCACGAAGGAUCCGAGUAGUUCGGACAAAGUGUUUUUGGAGGAUUUCCAGGUUGCUAUUUCGCACUUGAAGUCGAUAUCUGGGGAGCAAGCACGCCUUGAGGAUGUCAAGCUGCCGCUUCGCUUCGUUAUCCCCUCGCAGACCUGCGUUCGCUUAGCUCGAGACUCUGUCGAGGGCGAACAGUCCGAGUGGGAGACUCGGGAAGAGAUUUGGUCGUCCUUCUGGAAACAUCGAGGCAAUGAGAAGCUUGAACGAAGUGGAAAUGCUGCUGUAGAAGAGGCAUUCUGGGUUGAUAUCACCCUACGCAAUCCCCUCGAUACAGAGGUCGUGUUAGCCAGUCCAACGGUGGUAGUCGAGUCGUCUUCUGGAGACGCUGCCUGGAUUCGAGAUAACAUCACAAUCGAGACUACCGAGGAUACUAUCCUCUAUGCCAACGAAUCCCGCACAAUCUCCAUUGCCAUUAAGGCUUCCAAACCAGCAUCGCUGGUUAUCGCAGGCGUUGCUUAUGACUUCCUGGGUCUUCUUCCGACGGUGGAAUCGCUAGCACGCCGCGGUCGCAGGCUACAGGACACACCUCAGCAGAGACAAACAAUCGCAUAUGCCCCUGAAGAGCUCUUGAAACUCGAUGUAGAAGAGGCCAGCCAAGAGCUCGCGGUGGCGUUUGUGGACGAUGGACCGCUUGUGCUUGCUGAAGGAGAGUGUAAGCGGAUGAAGCUGUUGAUGUCGAAUGCUGGUUCGAGGGAUAUCGGGGAGGUGUGGGUUGUGCCUGGUGCUGAGGAUCAGAUCUGGAUCGAGCCUUUGGAUAGUGGGGAAGGUUCAGCUACGGGCAUGGCAUGGAAAACAUGGCAGUCCGAUAAUAAGAUCGUUCCACCAACUCCAUACAGUAUACCCCUCGCAGAGAAGCUCGCGAGGUCUGGGAACACCGAAGUCACGAUUGUUUUACACGCAGGUCGCACGCGGAAACAGGACUUGUCGCUUCUCUUCAUUUAUCGCGAGGCACAAGGCAGUCCGUUCCAUUCCACGCGUGUCAUAAGGAGUUAUGAGGUCGUCCAGGGCCUCCAAAUUUCUACCGCCUCGCACCCGAGUCACUCGCCAGAUCAUUCGUUUUCGUUAAGCCUGGACCUGACUAACAUCUUAUCUUCAAGUAAUGUGGAGAUCAACCAAAUAAUAACGAUCGGCGCUAGUUGGUUGUGUUCUCCCCUCGCUGAACUGUGGCCUGAGCCUUUGCGUCCGUCUCAAUCAGCGCGUAUGUCGUUUGGUGCCACCUCCACCGGCGAUUGUACGAGUGUAAAUGCAGUCUCAGCAUUCGUCUCGAGGAAACUGAGCAACGUGCUGCAUGGUCAAGCUAUCGGGCCUGACGAUCCGCCACCGCUGGAGCUCCUCUGCGGACAUGUCUCCCAGACAUUUGCCUACGAACCGUUCGUCGCCCACUUCAUCAUGAACGCGCGGCGAAUAGCCGUCUCUAGCUCGCUCGCUCAAUCGCAUCCCCGAAUACCCACAUCAUCUCAUCCUAGCAUCUUCCCAUUGUACAACCCCCUUUCUGUAGAUUUCGUCGUCUUCUGGAAGAUCCCUUCUGAGCAGCGUUCCGGUCAUAUCCUUAUUUCUGAUAUUACUCUUGGUGCAAGUCAUGCUGCACUUCGAGAAGUGCUCGAGGGUGUAGAGAGCGCCAAAGUCAAGCGGAGCAUGUAUGCUGAGACACAACGGGAGAAGGUGGAGAUGCUGCAAGCUAUCCGGGAUAGCGAGUGGAACGCUGAGAUGAAUCCGGUUGUUAUGACUGUGAAUGAUGGUUUGGUGAUAGAGCAUGAUUUCAGCCAGGGGGCUUGUUUGACUCCUGUGGAGUUUACGAUUCGUAACCAUUCCUUGUCCCAUCCGUCGCGCUUUGUUCUUAGACUCGACCAUCGUCAACAAUCAUCGUUACAUCAUCUACCUGCACCAUAUUGCGGCCGGACGACCUUCAGAGGGCUUCUGGAGCCGUUGCAGACAACGUCUGUCCUCGCCCAGUUGUGUGCUACUUGUCCAGGAACGUAUGCGCUGUCAGGCUGGCGGCUGGAGACUGAGGUAGGCGAACCUGGCAGGGAGGAUGGGUCAUGGCAAGUAAGGCACCGUUACGAGCAGAGGGCGGCUGCGGACGACUCUUCAUCGAUCAUUGUAUCGGAUCUCUCGCUACCAUAAUGUAUGCACAGGGGAUAUAUUACGGAUAUAACCAAACA